AUGAAAUUCUUCACCAUCGCCACCAUUGCCAGUAUUUUCGCUGUUGCUAACGCAGCCCCCACUCCAACUUCCGCUGCUGUGGCCCCAACUGCUCCUGUUACCGUUGCUCCAAAAGCAAUCAGCCCUGUUCUUGGUGAUCUUUCUACUAUAGAAAAAGACGUCGAAGCUAUCCUCAGUGACAUUCAAACUAUUACUCCAUUGCUUGUCGGUGAGAACUCCAUUCCAGCUGAAAUUGUCGAGUUGAUUCAAGCUAUUGCAAGUUCUGCAAGAGAUGUUGAAAGUAUUGUCCAAAUCGUUACAGGGGACCUUAACAAAGUCUUUGGUGCUGCAGCUGCAGCCGCAGCUUAA
Molecule: messenger RNA, 348 nt
Organism: Lodderomyces theae
Lineage: Eukaryota; Fungi; Ascomycota; Pichiomycetes; Serinales; Debaryomycetaceae
Exons: 1
Coding region: 1-348 (115 amino acids)
Source: RefSeq, a predicted model, not a curated record